CAGUGGGGAGCAGUUCGUGGCUAGGUUCUGGGCUGGCUGCAGUCUCGGUCUGACGGCGGCCGGAGCGGCUGUCUCAAGUAAGAUGAGGCUUCUGCUGCUUCUCCUGGUGGCGGCGUCGGCGGUGGUCCGCAGCGAGGCCUCUGCCAACCUGGGCGGCAUGCCCAGCAAGAGAUUAAAGAUGCAGUACGCCACGGGGCCGCUGCUCAAGUUCCAGAUUUGUGUAUCCUGAGGGUACAGGCGGGUGUUUGAGGAGUACAUGCGGGUUAUUAGCCAGCGGUAUCCAGACAUCCGCAUUGAAGGAGAGAAUUACCUCCCUCAACCAAUUUAUAGACAUAUAGCAUCUUUCCUGUCAAUCUUCAAACUAGUAUUAAUAGGCUUAAUAAUUGUUGGCAAGGAUCCUUUUGCUUUUUUCGGCAUGCAAGCUCCUAGCAUCUGGCAGUGGGGCCAAGAAAAUAAGGUUUAUGCAUGUAUGAUGGUUUUCUUCUUGAGCAACAUGAUUGAGAACCAGUGUAUGUCAACAGGUGCAUUUGAGAUAACGUUAAAUGAUGUGCCGGUGUGGUCUAAGCUGGAAUCUGGUCAUCUUCCAUCCAUGCAACAACUUGUUCAAAUUCUUGACAAUGAAAUGAAACUCAAUGUGCAUAUGGAUUCAAUCCCACAUCAUCGAUCAUAGCCCUACCUAUCAGCACUGAAAACUAUUUUACACUAAGGGAUUUUGCAAGAGCAGCGUGACUGACAUUAUGAAGGCCUGUACUGAAGACAGCAAGCUGUUAGUACAGACCAGAUGUUUCUUGGCAGGCUCGUUGUAACUCUUGGAAAACCUCAGUGCAAGACAGUUUUUCCAUUGCUGGCACAUGCUGAAUUCUGCACAUACAUGGAGUGCAAUGAUACUGUGUAGCUUCCCCGAGUCCACUGUUAAUAGUUUCUUCUUAAUGUGGCAUUACUACUUGUAACUCUUUUCUUGGUCAUAUUUGAGAAAAUACAGAAUUGAGUUACAACUUGA
Messenger RNA from Peromyscus eremicus (cactus mouse), 1000 nucleotides. It is a transcript of the gene Selenot, whose product is annotated as selenoprotein T. The record is from RefSeq and is a predicted model, not a curated record. Gene Ontology annotation, biological process: cell redox homeostasis. Lineage: Eukaryota; Metazoa; Chordata; Mammalia; Rodentia; Cricetidae. Gene Ontology annotation, molecular function: thioredoxin-disulfide reductase (NADPH) activity. Gene Ontology annotation, cellular component: endoplasmic reticulum membrane. The transcript is spliced from 6 exons.